AUGUUUUCCUUGCCGUGCGAAACGAAGAAGUUACGUAUGGAGAUGUUAGCCAAUUACUUUAUUGGUGGUGGCGGGGAAAAAAGAACACUUGAAUCCGAUGGCUAUGUUAAAAUAAAGUGUGGACAAAAUUUUAAUGAAAGUGACAAUGCCAACAUUUAUUUGAUUGAUCUCAUUACAAAAUUAGGUGGGAAAUGUUUAAAGCACAACGAUAAUGACGACUCAUACGUUUGGCAGGUAAAACCGAUGAUACACUCGACGGAUGGUGCGAUUGCCAGAUCUCAUACUAAUCGAGAGUUUGAAUUUCAUACCGAUUGUUCCUACGAGACAGAUCCUCCAGAAUAUAUGGCAUUAUUUGUUUUACAACCAGAUAGAUACGGCGGAGGAAUAUUGCAAGUGAUUAGAGCAGAUGAGAUACUAUCUCAAAUGUCAGAUGAAAGUAAAGAAGUACUACGGGAAAAAUUCACGAUUAAUGUUCCACUAGAAUUUAGAAAAUUGUCUGAUAUUGAUCAUAUAAAUGAGCCGAUUUUAUUUAAACCAGGUCAUCUGAGAUACAGAAAUGAUAUUGUUGAUGAAAAACUGCUCGAUGAGAAGAAACGAGUUGCUAUCAAGGAAUUAAACUCAGUCGUUUUUGGAGAAAAAGUGACUGUGCACACACCUGUACUUGAUAAAUAUUCUUUAAUUAUCAUUGAUAAUGGAAAAUUUCUUCAUGGUCGAACAAAAAUACUCGAUGUUGAUAGAUUACUACUGAGGGUAAGAUUUAAUAGCCUUAUCACCUAUAAUCGACUUGAAUUGGUGAAAAGUAUUCAAAAUGAAAAUAACUACGAUGUAUUUUCGAUGUUUGAUAAAAAUAAACUACAUCCCGGUUAUAUUCAUUUAACGAAUGAUUUACUUGCUUUCAUGAGCGAUAGGCAACAAAUAUUAUUUGAUGCAAUAAAUCAGAUUGUCACACAAUACACUUACAAUACAUCAGUCGGAGAUGAAAUCCGGACCACAAUCGCACUUAAUCCAAAAGCACAUGAUAUAAUUUGCAAAUUAAAUCAGGUUUCACCAUUCAACAUUGGUUGCUAUCGACCUGAUAUUCUAUUUGCCAAAUACGAAUCAACAGCUGACGAGUGUAUUUUUACUUUAAAUGGAAAUCAGGGACAAUUUGCGCCAAAAAUAUGUGAAAUAAAUGGCAGAUUUUCGUUAAAUGCUUAUCUCUUAACAGCUGCAGUAUGCACAUCAUCCGGUGAUCAAGAUAAUCAAAUAAGUGAGAAUUUCCGUCUCAUGUUAGAAACAAUUACAAAUACAUUUGAUACAUCGAAACCUAUGGUUCUUCUCAAAGAUAGAGAAAAGGGUUACGAUAUUAAUAUAUUCAAACAGUUUUGGUGCAAUACUUUUCGCACUUCCUGUCGUAUUACCUCGCCUUUAAAUCUUAAAAUUGUUGAACAAAAAGACGGAAAACAAAUAUUAUCAGAUGACAUUGGUAUCAUUGAGCAAUUUAUCCUUGAAUUACACCAGGAUGAGAUACUAGAUCUACCAGACAAUAUAUUAAACUUUUUUAUUUACAACAAACAGCUUCGAUAUAUCAAUGAUUUGAGAACGAUAUUUCUCGUACACGAUAAACGAUUACUUUCACUAUUGUCAAAUUUACAGUUUCUUCGUGCACUUUUUAUCGAACAGUCAACUGUGAGUGACGAAAACUUGUCUAAACUUGCACAAAUUAUUCCUAUAACGCACGUUCUUGUAAAAAUGCCAGAUUAUUUCAAACAUUUAGUAUUGGAGAAGAAAAAUCAGUUUUGUAUCAAACCAAAUUCACUUGGAAAAGGCCAAAAUGUGAUGAUAGGUGCGUAUAUAUAA
Messenger RNA from Didymodactylos carnosus, 1839 nucleotides. NCBI's taxonomy places the organism in Eukaryota, Metazoa, Rotifera, Eurotatoria, Philodinida, Philodinidae. The record is from the annotation of a GenBank genome assembly.